Trifolium pratense (red clover) is the source of this 2305-nucleotide messenger RNA. RefSeq names its product altered inheritance of mitochondria protein 32-like. Bases 156 to 953 code for a protein of 265 amino acids. NCBI's taxonomy places the organism in Eukaryota, Viridiplantae, Streptophyta, Magnoliopsida, Fabales, Fabaceae. The transcript has 5 exons. The record is from RefSeq and is a predicted model, not a curated record.
AUAUGACUUUGUGUUCAACCUGAAUGAAAAGUAGUUACUAUUAUGCCAUAAUUAAUCAUCAUAAUAUAUAAAUACUAAUCCUGUUAAGUGUAUUAGAUCAAUCUCUCAUUUCAAUUUCAACUCUCACUUUCUUCUCCUUCACGCCACUACUAACUAUGUCUUCCACCUCAGUCAACGACGCCAAACACGGUUUCUCCCGUCCUGAGAUGUACAAACAAAACCUUGCUGGAACAGUUGAAUCCUAUGAUCGCCAUGUCUUUCUCUGUUACAAGAAUCACAAAACAUGGCAUCCGCGUGUUGAAGCCUCUAAAGAUGAUCCUCUCCCUAAAUGCAUUGCUACUGCUUUUAAAGCUCGCAAAAAUGACAUAGUUGUUAAGACCAAGAUUACUGUUUGUGAGGCGCGUGAGGAGGAUGAUUUCUUCGAUGGCGAUGUCUUGAUUUUCCCUGACAUGAUCAAAUACAGGGGUUUGAAGGAAUCAGAUGUUGAUAGCUUUUUCGAAGAUGUUAUGGUGGGUUGUAAAUCAUGGGGUGGCGGAGUGCAGGAUGCGAUGACCGGUUCAUAUAUUUUUGUGUGUGCUCAUGGAAAGCGCGAUGUACGGUGUGGUGUUUGUGGGCCUAUUCUCAUUGACAAGCUCAAUGAAGAAAUUCAGCUCAAGGGAUUGAAGAACAAGAUAUUUGUUAUGGCAUGUUCUCAUAUUGGUGGCCAUAAGUAUGCUGGCAAUUUAAUCACAUUUAGUCCUAGACCAGAUGGAAAAAUUAUGGGUCACUGGUAUGGUUAUGUUACUCCUAAUGAUGUGCCUGCCUUGCUGGAUCAACACAUUGCCAAGGGAGAGAUCAUACACAAACUAUGGAGAGGCCAAAUGGGGCCACCUGUUGCUGAACUUAAGGGAGAAAAUGACCAGAAGAGGGCUAAGGGAGUAGAAAGUAGUAACAAUCUUAGCAACAAUGGUUAAGUAAGGGGGGAAUGGUUAAGUAAGGGCUGAGUGUCCUACGUUUUUAAAAAUUCAAAACGGGGGAAUGUCACCCACUUAUUCUAAUAAAGAUUCUGAAAGAGAAUGUGAUGACAAGAAAGCAAAACGGGUGAUGGCCUUUACAGGAAAGUAUGAAUCUGAUACAAAAUCUUGUGAUGAAGAGGUCUCCUACGAAGAACUUGUUGUGUCCUAUAGAGAACUCUGCCUCAAAAGUGAAGAAAUAUGCAGAGUUAUUGAGAAACAAUAGGUGACCAUCAAUCAAAUGAAGGCAGAAAGAUAUGAAAAUAUGUCAAAGAUGGAUGGGCUCCAGAAAAAAGGUAAAUCAUCUGACCUCUGAUCUUGUUGAAGCUAAGGAAGUCAUAGAAAAACUGAAUGCAGACAUUUGGCGUUUGAGAAAAUUUUCUGAUAUAUUGUAUAAAGAUGAUGAUCAUCUAGAUAAACUACAUAGAGUUGAUGGUCAACUAGAAGAAAUUCUAGAGAAAAAUGUUCUAAGGCCUAAACGUAUUGAGCUUAGCUAUGAAAAUGUCAACAAGUACAGAGGCUUAGCUAUAGAAAUCGAAGCUUUUUUUUGCCUUGAAAACAAACUUCGGUUUCUAAAGACCGAAAUUUACUUUGAAUUUGCACUAGAAAAAAUUCGGUUUCUACGAACCGAAUUUUUCUGCGAGGACAAAAUUGGAACGUUGGGGGUUUAAAAGAAUCACGGGUGGUCGGGAGAGAAAACAUCUUUUAAAUUUUUAUGCUUGCACUAAUAUUUGGCUAAAGGUAAAUAAUAAACAAAAAUUAAUUUUUAAAAAAUGGAUGGGAAUGUGUUAAAAAAACUGGUUGGAGAAAUAAAAAUGUAUUUAAUUUAUCUUUAAAAUACUGGACAAAUAUUUGUUAUUGAUAAAUAUAUAAAAAAAAUACACAAAUGGAGGAAAUGAAGCCUAAUUUCUUGGUUUUGUUUAAAUAUUGUUAAGUUAAUAUGGUCUUUAUUUACAAGCAAUAUUUUUCGAUGCUUAAAAAAAACAAUAUUUUUCAAGUUUUUUUUUUAUUUUAUUUGUAAGUUCUUCUCUAUCAUUAUUAUUAAAAAACAAAAGUUCUCUACCGUUGUGUUAUUAUUUUCCUAUAUGUGAAUAAUCCAUAUACAAUGAUUUUAUGUAGUAGUGUUGAUUUUUGUAUUUUUUUAAGAGUAUCAAAUUAUGAAUUGUAUUUAAAUAUACAUUAUUUAAUUCGUGUAAUAGAAUUUAUAUGAAUGAUCUUGUGAGUUUAGCUGAGUUAGCAGGACAUUGCAUUAUGUAUGUAGGGAUUGGAGUUCGAACUUCGGUCUUCCCACUUAUCCACCAUAAAGAUAGAAU